GUUUGCUCUCCACCAUAGUAAACCUCAGUGUGAGUUUUCGCCUGCCUCCUGUCUGCUAACAAACCCUACUACUCCCCAAGUGGUGAAUGAUUUUGCGGUGAGAAACGAGAUAACUCACUGUGUAGAGGAGACAUGGCAAGCCAAGCAGCUGCGUCUUUUAAUGGCAACAUGAAGAAAGCACUUGCUGGCCUCAGACGUAUCAACCUGGAAGGUUUGCGAUGGAGAGUAUUUGAUGCCAAAGGCCAGGUCCUUGGAAGAUUAGCAUCUCAAAUAUCAACAGUAAUUCAAGGCAAGGAUAAGCCAAUAUAUGCCCCUUAUCGCGAUGAUGGGGAUAUGUGCAUUGUGCUUAAUGCAAAGGAUAUAUGUGUUACAGGGAGAAAGAUGACGGAUAAGUUUUAUCGCUGGCAUACUGGGUAUGUGGGCCAUCUCAAGGAAAGAAGCUUAAAGGAUCAGAUGGCAAAGGACCCUACAGAAGUAAUACGGAAAGCAGUGUUGCGCAUGCUUCCAAGAAAUAAAUUGCGUGAUGACAGAGAUAGAAAAUUGAGGAUUUUUGCUGGAAGUGAGCACCCCUUUGGUGAUCGGCCUCUUGAGCCAUAUGUAAUGCCUCCUAGAACAGUACGAGAGAUGCGGCCACGUGCUAGACGAGCCAUGGUUCGAGCUCAGAAAAAAGCUCAGCAGCAAUUACAUGCUGCUAAUGAUGUGAGAAAAAGCAGAAAGAAAGAAGCUGAAGCAGAAGUGACCGAGUAAAAUUUGGGCAAGUGAUAGGGGAGAAAGCAGAAAGAAAUUAGUAGAAGUGAGAGUAACCUGGUAAAAAUUGGGAAGAGCUAAUAUACAUGUUUCUCAGAUUAGAUGCGUUUUUAUUCUGUAUGUAAUCACUAUAAAUGGUCAUGUCCCCAGCUGCUAGAAAUUGAAAUAUUCUUCUCCUGGUUCUUGAAUUCCUUUUAUGUUUAUAAACCUUUAGUAUGUACGUUUCAGUUGAAAUUACGCAUGUUUGAAGCACUGAAGUUGCCCUGGGGACAACAUUUUUCAUGAUAAUGCAAUGCUGAGUUUCAUUCA
Manihot esculenta (cassava) is the source of this 1056-nucleotide messenger RNA. Its product is annotated as 50S ribosomal protein L13. Gene Ontology annotation, molecular function: mRNA binding; structural constituent of ribosome. The transcript has 6 exons. Bases 133 to 747 code for a protein of 204 amino acids. The record is from RefSeq and is a predicted model, not a curated record. Lineage: Eukaryota; Viridiplantae; Streptophyta; Magnoliopsida; Malpighiales; Euphorbiaceae. Gene Ontology annotation, biological process: translation; negative regulation of translation. Gene Ontology annotation, cellular component: ribosome; mitochondrial large ribosomal subunit.